CUAAUAGCAUUUUUCUUCAUGCAUAUUUUGGCGUCGCCCCAUGGCCUGGCUGCCUUUGCCUGUCUGAGUCUUUUGAAAUUCCUGCAUGUUCGCCCCAGAUUAAGCCGAGUGUGUCUCAGGAUACACUGCCGCUCGCCGGGGCCGCCGCGCCGCUCUCCGUCGCCUUCCAGGACCGGGAAAGAGGCGAGAGGCGAGUGCCACGUCCCAGCAGCCGCUUUCACUGGAGAAAGGUCUGCAGCCCACCCUUGGCACUGCUUGGUGGGGACUAAGAUACCCGCGCUCUGCCCGCCUCCCUGGUUGAAGACGUCUCUCUCCCUCACGUGAUUUGAGCCCCGUUUUUCUUUUCCCCGAUCUACGUCCUCCGGGAGUGGGGACGAUCCGGCAAAGGGAGCGAUGCGCUUCGCCUGGACCGCGCUCCUGCUCGGGCCACUGCAGCUCUGCACGCUCCUGCACUGCGCCCCACCGUCCACCAGCCAGCAACAGCCCCCGCGGGAGCCGCCGGCGGCUCCGGGUACCUGGAGCCAGAAAAUCCAAUGGGAGAACAACGGGCAGGUGUUCAGCCUUCUGAGCCUGGGCUCGCAGUACCAACCGCAGCGCCGACGGGACCCAGGCGUCACCGCCCCGGGCGCCGCCAACGCCUCCGCCCCGCAGCCGCGCACGCCGAUCCUGCUGCUCCGCAACAACCGCACAGCAGCGACUCGGGCGCGGAACACUGGGCCAUCGGGAGCCACCACCGGUCGCCCCAGGCCCACCGCCCGCCACUGGUUCCAAGCUGGCUACUUGUCCGGGGCCAGCGACGCUGACGGCUCCCGCGCUAAUAACCGGACAGAGCCGGCGGAGCGCCCGGCACUCAGUAACCUCAGGCCGCCCAGUCGCGUGGAUGGCAUGGUGGGCGACGACCCGUACAACCCUUAUAAGUACUCUGACGACAACCCCUAUUACAACUACUACGACACGUACGAAAGGCCCCGGCCUGGGAGCAGGUACCGGCCCGGAUAUGGCACCGGCUACUUCCAGUACGGUCUCCCGGACCUGGUGCCCGACCCCUACUACAUCCAGGCGUCCACGUACGUGCAAAAGAUGUCCAUGUACAACCUGAGAUGCGCUGCGGAGGAAAACUGCUUGGCCAGCACAGCGUACAGGGGAGAUGUCAGAGAUUAUGAUCACAGGGUGCUGCUAAGAUUUCCCCAAAGAGUGAAAAACCAAGGGACAUCUGAUUUCUUACCAAGUCGACCAAGAUAUUCCUGGGAAUGGCACAGUUGUCAUCAACAUUACCACAGCAUGGAUGAAUUCAGCCACUAUGAUCUACUUGAUGCCAACACCCAGAGGAGAGUGGCUGAAGGCCACAAAGCAAGUUUCUGUCUUGAAGACACAUCCUGUGACUAUGGCUACCACAGGCGAUUUGCAUGUACUGCACACACACAGGGGUUGAGUCCCGGCUGUUAUGAUACUUAUAAUGCAGACAUAGACUGCCAAUGGAUUGAUAUUACAGAUGUACAACCUGGAAACUACAUUCUAAAGGUCAGUGUGAACCCCAGCUACUUGGUGCCUGAAUCGGACUAUUCCAACAACGUUGUACGCUGUGACAUUCGCUACACAGGACAUCAUGCGUAUGCCUCGGGCUGCACGAUUUCACCGUAUUAAAAAGCAAGCCAAGACUUCCAAUGGACAAUACAGUGCCUGGUGUUCUGAAGUGGGGGAAAAAAAUAGAUUAACUUCGGUAGGAUUUAUGAAUUUUGGAAAAGAUAACAGAAGAAAACAGGAAUUUUCGUUUGAACUGUUCUAUAACAAAGCACAUAACUGGAUUUUGAACAUUUAAAUUGGCAUUAUUUGGAAAAUUUUUAAUAUUAUUCACAUUAUUUUGUGAAUUGACAUGAUGUUUCACUUCUGUAGUUGCACACUUGGCUCUUUUAAAGAAAUCCAAGUUUUGUUAUGCUCUUUUUGAAGUUGUAGUACAAGAAGGGAAAAUAAUAUUUCAAUGAAUGAGCCAAAAUUAUUUUUAACUGAGAAUAUGCUUAGUGCUGAAACUUCAGUGAACCACAAUAACUGGCUUAUAUAUGUCCUGGCAUAGAUUAAUUUAGAAAUGAGGCUCCUACUGUUUAAAUAGAUGUGGACACAUUUGGUGCUGAGGAAGGAACAAAUAUAUUACCAUUGGUGUCAAGAAAUAUUUCUAUAUAGCAGAGAAAUGGCAAUAUAUGUAUUCAGAUAGUUACACCCCUAUAUAAAAUUUAUGUUUACAUUUUUAAAUUAGUAGAUAAACUCCUUUCUUUCUGUCAGGUGUACAAUUUCAUUCUGACUUAAGUCAGCUUUUGUUUUGGAAUGAAUUAAGUAAUUAAGCUGCCCAACUCCUGUCUAACAUUGGUUGAUGUUCCAUCUAUGCUUUAAUUUUCCUACGGGCAGAGACUUUUUAAGUGGCAUUCUUAAAAUUACCAUUUUGGGGACUGGUAUACAUAGGACAACUGUGUCAAUGGAAAGUUAUUCUGGUGAUAGAUCUGAUACAUCCAGAGAUAAUAUACAUUUAAGUAUAUUGAAAUAUUAGCCAAAAACAUUUCCUUAAUGCCAUAAAACAACAGUCAUAAGUCCCUCAAACCACAACUGUCUUUCAAAUACUUUAAAAAAAUAACGAAAAACAUCUUAGCAUUUUCAACUUUUCUACAUUAUUUUUAAUGUUCAGCUUUUAAAAGAGGAAUGCUAAAAAAAAUUUAAAUUAUCCAGAAUAGACAACAUAAUAUGUAUGGGUAUGAGAACCAUAUAGGAACCUGGAUAUAGAUCAUCCAGGAAUCAUUCAUUCAUGUUUUGUGUAUAUGUCCAAAAGAUAAUCCAAAUUUGCAAAGCACAUAGCAUUACAUACUUGAGGGGUUGGUGAAAAAGGGAAAAGAAAAAAAAAAUCUUCCUGCAAAACCAAGGAAUGUGCUGCAUUAUCAGACAGCUGUGAUUUUAUUUUAAACUGUGAAACCAUGUGCCACAACAAUUUGGAGAAUUUCUCUUUUCCCUAGAUUCGAAAGGUGCAGGAAGAAAUUGAAUUACACUUUUAAGUUAGUGGUGCUUAAGCAGAAGUUUUCCUACAUUAACCAGUAUUAAAAUCUCAAGCAAGAUAUUUCAAGUGCCAGAACACGUUAGGAAGAAUUUAAAAGUGAGUAGGCAUCCCUGUAGUAUAUACAUCAUGGAGUUGUAAAAUCAACACCAAAUACUAAUAAUCAUUCCACACUCAUGGGUGCCGAGCAUGGUAAGAGGGGCUAGAGAUGGACAGUCAUCAAUGGGUAGAUGACAGUGGGCCACAUAAACCACAUCUGCCAGGGCACACACUUACCAAUAGAGAACACAGACAGCUUGAUAGAGACCCUGAACUUUCAUUUAGUAGUAUCUGAGCUAUGGAAUAGCUACUUUGAUGUACCCCUUUGCCUUAAAUUGCUUUAUAGUUUUAAGACUGUAGAAUGAUCCUUUCUUUCAAAUUGUAAUCUUUUCUAAUAGAGAUAUUUUAACAUAUUUGCUUUUUAAACAACAGCAACAAAAAACUACUGUCAGUAUUAAUGCUGAGCCAGACUGGCAUCUACAGAUUUAAGAUCAAUUGUUUUCAUCAUGAUUCUUACCCCUGCAUUAGAAGCUAGCCAAUAUGCCUUUGGAUAUAUAUGAGAAGACAUAUUUACUAUCAUUCAUUGGGCCUUCCAUCUGUCUAUCUAUCCGUCAUCAUAUGAGAGCCUAAUAUAUAACAGUCACUCACAGCUAGGCAUUUAGGAUAUAAAAAAGGUGAUCUCUAACCUCAAUUAAGUAUUAAAAACAACAUUAUUAUCCUUCAGGUUCCCUUUAUUUCAUUUUUAAUGACUCUAAGUACAUGUCUAAAAAAUUUUAUUUUAAGCAUUAUUGUUUUUCAUGACCAUAUUUUAUUUUAAAAAUAAGUUAAAAAUUAAUAGCUAUAUGCAUGUAUGUGUUACUAAUAAUUAAAAAUAUGUUUCGAAUCCCUGAAAUGUCUGCCUUUUAAAUAUAACAUGUAUCAUAUGGUUGAUUUUAGAAAAAGAAGAGUUUUAAUUAGGAUGCUAAAGAUUCUCACUUAUUCCUUAUAUAAACAUUCUUCCCCCUCAAUUACCCUUAAACACUCUCAAAUAACUCACAAAUAUUGGUUUAACACUCAAUAUUUUUGAGCCUCAAGGGAUCUCAUCUCUGAAUAACCACCAAAACUCACAGAAAAUGACUAGCUGAUAAAAGUUAUCUACUCAUAAAUUAAAAAGCAAUCCAGUCUUACCAAACUCUCAAUAAAAAACAAUUGAAAAGGAAGUGGAAAUGAUACAGAGAAUGUUGAGUACAGAAAAAAGACUGACUUUUAAACUAAUAAAGACUGUGAAAAAAAUGGACUAAAUAGGAAAAUAAUUUAGUAAGUCUUCCAUAUGCCAUAUUAGUGGCCUCAAUCAUUCAGACCACAGUCUGGAUUAAAGAUGUCUUGAUAAUGGAGGCUAGGAUGCAAUCUCCCAACAGUACCAGGGCAUAUGAAUCCACAACUUAUAUUUUUAAAAAAUAAUUUUAUUCACAAUUUCUAUCAGGUAAAUUAUUCACUAGGCAUUAUUUGUGAUAAUGAGUAAUAAUUUUUUUCUCUUCAAAACUUCAUAGGAUAAUCACGCCCAUAAAUAUUCCCAAUAUUCAGAUUUUAGAGGAAAUGCAGUUCACUAAAAUUAUCGUAGCACUAAGAUUUCAUCUUAGCAAAUUGUAUGCGAACACAGAAUUUCUGGUUAGAAGAUAACUUGUUUUAAAAAUAACUUGUUCUGGUACUAACAGUGGAGUAACUGAUAAGUAAAAAUUCCCCCUUUUCUAUAUUUUUUAUUUUUAGAACUCGUAUUCACAAUUAAUAUAUUCAAACAACAACUAUAUUUAAUUCCCGGCUACCAAAAGUCCUGGGCCAUUUUUAAACACUUUAAAGCAUUUCGUUUAUCCUUUAAGUUAAAAUGGUGCUGAAUUAUUUCAACUUGAAUGUAAAAUGUGUUGUCUUAGCUCACAGGAUAGAAACAUUUAAUUAAUAUAUAACUGCUUGCUACGAACUAAGUGACAUAUCAUUUGGUAUUGUAAUGUUUUUAAUGAAGUUUUAGUUUCUUCCAAAUUUUUCAGGAAUCCUAUUUGUAAAACAUUUGUAACUUUUUGAAGAGCUCCUAUUUUAAAUGCCCAGACACGGGCUUUAUAUUCUUCACACUCUCACAUUCUUUUACUGUAUGCCUAUACUAUGACUGCAAGAUUAUAUAAAAACGCCUUGAAUAAAUAAUUUCAAAUAUCAA
Molecule: messenger RNA, 5258 nt
Organism: Pteropus alecto (black flying fox)
Lineage: Eukaryota; Metazoa; Chordata; Mammalia; Chiroptera; Pteropodidae
Gene: LOX
Product: lysyl oxidase
Exons: 8
Coding region: 394-1644 (416 amino acids)
Biological process (GO): peptidyl-lysine oxidation
Molecular function (GO): copper ion binding; protein-lysine 6-oxidase activity
Source: RefSeq, a predicted model, not a curated record